Messenger RNA from Dovyalis caffra, 531 nucleotides. The record is from the annotation of a GenBank genome assembly. NCBI's taxonomy places the organism in Eukaryota, Viridiplantae, Streptophyta, Magnoliopsida, Malpighiales, Salicaceae.
AUGGCAGAAGAAGAAGGACCACCGCCUGGUUGGCAAUCCCUCCCUCCAGAACCAUCUGGACCACCACCUGGGUGGCAAUCCAUCCCUCCAGAGCCAUCUUUACCGCCGCCUCCAACACCACCUCCGCCGCCUUCAGGUGAGCCCCACCAUACGUACACAUAUUUCUACUUUCAACCUUCGGCAAUAAUAUAUCUUCCAAUUGAAUCUAAAAUCAUCCCAAAAUCUAAAUGGGUCAAAUGGUUUGUGGGUCUUGCCGACGACUGCUUUCGUAUCCAAAAGGAGUCAGACAUGUACAGUGCCAAUGCUGUCAAAUGGUCAACUUUGUAUUGGAAGGUUCAGUGCAAAACAGGCGACCGCCAUGAAAAUUUAUUGGAAGUGCUAGAAGUUACUUUCAAAUCAACAAACAUUGAUCUAGCUGUGAGAUCUUUACCUGUUGCUCCAAAUCGGCAAAGAUUUCAUCACGGUGAUGCAUUCUUACUGGUCGCCAUGGUAGACAAUCUUAGCCGAACGGUUGAGGCAUUUUGGUGGUAG